Molecule: messenger RNA, 876 nt
Organism: Triticum aestivum (bread wheat)
Lineage: Eukaryota; Viridiplantae; Streptophyta; Magnoliopsida; Poales; Poaceae
Product: putative F-box/LRR-repeat protein 23
Exons: 2
Coding region: 79-753 (224 amino acids)
Molecular function (GO): protein binding
Source: RefSeq, a predicted model, not a curated record
GAUACACAUCCCUCUUGACUUUUUUCUGUUUCCGACGUCACCCGUGCCAGUCAGAUCGAUCUAUCAUCAUCGUCGUCGAUGGACGAUGCGGCGCCGCCGGCCAGGGACUGGUCGCUGCUGCCCCUUGACGUUCUCUCCUCGAUCUUCACCAGGCUCGGCGCCGUCGACGUCCUGACGGGCGCGGGCCUCGUGUGCCGCUCGUGGCUCGAGGCGGCCAGGUUGCCAGACGUGUGGCGAGUAGUGGAGAUCGAUAUCCACGGGAUGCUGCUCCCCAAGAAACUAGUUGCCCUGCACGCAAUGGCGAAGACUGCCGUCGAACGCUCCGACGGACAGCUCCGGGUGUUCGCCGGGGAGCACGUCAUCACCGAUGAUCUCAUGAAGUUCAUCGUGGAGAGGUCGCCCUCACUGACAACCCUUCGGCUUGUAUCCUACAGCCACGUCUUCACCCAACAAGUCGCCAGUGCUAUAAAAGAGUCGCCUCUGCUGGAGCUGCGUUCCCUUGAACUCGGCGACAUUGACAUCACCGUGGGAGAACUGACCAGCAUCCUUGAGGACUGUCCUGCUCUGGAGGUUCUUCGGCUGCACAAUUGUUUGGACAUCAACGACAACCAUACCCUGCAAGCGAAGUUCCCCAGGAUCAAGAACCUGACGCUCGAGUGGGAUGAUGCGUACUGGUCCCGUUUUUAUACAGAUGGCUCUUACAGCGACUCUGCUCCUGAUUCUGAAGAUGAGUGGACAGAUGGUUCAAUGUGAUCUGAAUAUACUGUGAUCCUUAUGAUCGGCACCUUAUUCAGCGUGCAUCCUGAUGUUUGUGACAGAGCUUCCAGAUGCAUUUUACUCUCAUAUAUUGGUUAUAAAUUAUAAUAACAUCUUAAA